AGGACAUAUAUCUAUGGUUGUUCUCCUUCUGGGAUUUGGCGCAGAUCCAACUUUACGUGAUGGACAAGGAUUUAGCUGUAUUCACUUGGCCAGUCAGUUUGGACACACUGCCAUUGUGGCCUACCUGAUUGCCAAAGGUUGUGACGUGGAUAUGAUAGACAAAAACGGAAUGACUCCUCUAAUGUAUUCUGCCUAUAGAGUGUUUGGGUAUGACCCUACACGACUACUGAUGACCAUGGGGGCAGGUAUUAACAAACAAGACAAAGUCAAUGGAAACACGCCUCUUCACUUUGCCUGUCAAACAGGCAACACAUGUGUAGUGAAAAUGCUGUUUGACAAAAAUGCUGAUCUGAAUAUUUUAAAUGCAAAGGGUCAGACUGCUUUGGACGUGGCCGCAGAAUACAAACACGCCAACAUCGUGAAGAGGAUGAGACAGGAGCGGGCAGACAGGGGACUGGAUCAUCAGAACGUCUUCACCAAACUCUCCAGGAACAAAGAUGUAAGAAAGAGGGUAAUGUGGUGGUUUCCUUUUUUUGCUGUGUACACCAUUGGCCUGAUCCCUGAACUCUCCAUAGCUUGGUACUAUAAGUUAAUUCUGGCUCUGCUUGCUGCGGGCUUCUGGAAAUUCCUCAACAUGUUUUUCUUUGACGAGAGAUUGAUGAACAUUAUUCCCGUGUCUGUGUAUCUUAGCUCCAAAAUAAUGAUGUUCUUCACCUGGUUUGUGUAUCUCGUUCCUUGUAUCCUUUUCUUGCGUGUUUAUUUUGAUAGAUAUUCCCCAUUUUCAAAAGUACUAUAA
Messenger RNA from Saccostrea cuccullata (small rock oyster), 796 nucleotides. Its product is annotated as palmitoyltransferase ZDHHC17-like. NCBI's taxonomy places the organism in Eukaryota, Metazoa, Mollusca, Bivalvia, Ostreida, Ostreidae. The coding region runs from base 14 to 796 and encodes 260 amino acids. Gene Ontology annotation, cellular component: Golgi membrane. The transcript has 7 exons. The record is from RefSeq and is a predicted model, not a curated record. Gene Ontology annotation, molecular function: protein binding; palmitoyltransferase activity. Gene Ontology annotation, biological process: protein palmitoylation.